GACUUGCCUGCUGAUCAUUUCAAGUCAAACUCACCUUCGACGAAAAUCCCUCUUCCUUCCUUCCUUCCUUCCAUGGCAGCAUACUUCUUGCCGCCUUCUUCACAACAACAGCAUAUAUCUCUCUAAUUCAACCCCCUCCACCACGUUUAAUUUCUCACCAAACCCACCACCCCCCUUUUACCAUUUGCACCCCCAACGCCACAAACUAAUUAACCCUCUCUCUCUCUCUCUCUCUCCUCCAAUUUCAAUGGCCAUGGAGAAAACCCUCCAAGCCGUUCUUGCGGCUACAGGCAGCUUCUUCGCCAUAACCGUAGUCUUCGCCUGCAUCUACCUCUUCUGGAAGGGCUCCAAACGCAAAUCGACCCGCUCCCGUUACACCCGACCCGUCCGCAACCCGCCCGCCACCGCCCUCACCUCCGUUACCGUCGACGAAAGCUUUUCCGUCGAUCCCUCGCUCAAGGUCUCCAUGGAAGAGGUCGUCAAGGCCACCAAGAAUUUCUCCGCCGAUCUCGUCGUAGGCGACGGCGGCUUCGGCUUCGUCUACAAGGCCCAGUUCUCCGACGGCCGCAUCGUCGCCGUCAAGAAGCUCGAUCCCGACGCCUUCCAAGGGUUUCGCGAAUUUCAGGCGGAGAUGGAAACCCUAAGUAAGCUCCGGCACCCAAAUAUCGUUAAGAUUUUGGGAUAUUGUGUCUCCGGCGCCGAUAGGAUAUUGAUUUAUGAGUUUAUUGAGCGGGGCAAUCUGGACCGUUGGCUUAACGACUCGUCGUCAUGCGACGGUGAUGGGUAUGAUGACGGGGCCGGGUUUAGAGUACCGUUAUCUUGGAAAACGAGGAUUAAGAUCGUUAGGGGUGUGGCUAAUGGGCUGGCUUUUUUGCAUGGGUUGGACAAGCCCAUUAUUCAUAGGGAUAUCAAGGCUAGUAAUGUGUUGUUGGAUUCGGAGUUUGAGGCCCAUAUUGCUGAUUUCGGGCUGGCUCGGAGGAUGGACGCCUCCCGUUCGCAUGUCUCGACGCAGUUUGCCGGUACCAUGGGGUACAUGCCGCCGGAGUACAAGGAAGGGUUCACGGGGGCAACCGUGAGAGCCGAUGUGUUUAGCUUUGGGGUUUUGAUGUUGGAGGUUGCGACCGGAAAACGGCCCAAUUUGCCCACGAAGUUCGACGGCAAAGAAAUGGGCUUGGUGGAAUGGGCCAGGAAAAUGGAGGCCCAAAACUGCCAAAUGGAAAUGGUCGACCCUGUUAUUUCGAAGGACGACUUGGAUGAAGCCAAUGUGAAGGAGUAUUUUAGGAUUGCUUGUCAUUGUGCUGGUGAGAUUUCAAGAGAAAGGCCCCCAAUGAGAGAGGUGAUUGAAAUGUUAAAUCAAAUUUCGAUCUGACAAUGUAUUUAUAUAUUUUUUGCAUUGGCGAGCAAUGUUGUUUGUUUACAGUGUUUGUUGGGAUAUGAAUAAUAUAGUUGAAAGGGAUGUAAAUAGGGAAAUUUAGCCAAUUAAACAAGGGAAAAUGAUAGAAGUAGGAGGAUUAGAGGUAGUUUUUAUUUUGGCCCUUGUUGCAUUAUUACUUUUCACCCAGUGGGUUUUGUAAAUGGUAAAAAGAAGAUCCCUAACUAAAGAAUGAGAGGAUCUUUUUUAAACCACGUAUGGAACUUUCUGUGAUGAUUGUUUGAAUAGAACAUGAUUUUCAUGCUUUUGGUUUUA
Messenger RNA from Prunus dulcis (almond), 1687 nucleotides. RefSeq names its product phytosulfokine receptor 2-like. Gene Ontology annotation, biological process: protein phosphorylation. The transcript has a single exon. Bases 248 to 1369 code for a protein of 373 amino acids. Gene Ontology annotation, molecular function: ATP binding; protein kinase activity. Lineage: Eukaryota; Viridiplantae; Streptophyta; Magnoliopsida; Rosales; Rosaceae. The record is from RefSeq and is a predicted model, not a curated record.